Medioppia subpectinata is the source of this 369-nucleotide messenger RNA. The record is from the annotation of a GenBank genome assembly. Lineage: Eukaryota; Metazoa; Arthropoda; Arachnida; Sarcoptiformes; Oppiidae.
AUGUCUUUUCUAAGCCUAUCCGAGCAGUACAUCUCGGAGCCGAUCCAAGACUCGCAACUCAACCCAAUGUCUGUCAUUCAGGAGCUGUUGGAAAGUGUGCGCGAAUUACAGGAAGAGAAUCAACGACUGGCCAACUCUUGGAUGAGGUCGUCAUCAAAGGAGAAGAAGGAACACGAGAAGCAUUUGGUUGAGUUGGAGCACGAGGUGGACAGUCAGGUGAAGGAAGUGGAGACACGGGUUAAGCAGAAGGCCAUGAAAGAGGUCGAGGCAGAGAAGAAGUCGAUGAGGGAUCUGAUGAAGGGUGAGAUGGAGGAACUGCAGUCGCAUUUGUCCAAGUUUGAAAAGGUAUGGUUAAUAUUUAUGCAUCAA